GAUCUUCAUUAUGGCACUUGUGCUCUUGACGUCAAGCUUUUGGUGCAGGUUAACGUAGGGAGCGUUUUCAUGAUAGGACAGGGUACAAGCGAGUGAUGUCUCUCGCAGGGGGUUGUAUCGAACCUUGGGUCCUGUUGUUAAAGAAGAACAUAAAUAGAGGAGAAGAGAACUGGAUGGUUCAGUUUGUUUCUUCUCAUCAAAAUACAUUCGAGAUCCUACAAAAAUGAUAUCAAGAAUAUGGAUCAUAUGGACUUGUUCUGUUGUGAUACUUUUGCUGGUGAUUGACUGUGAUUGCAUUCGAAAGCAGACUGCGUUAUCUAAGAACUGGGGACCACAGUCAAUGCUUUACCUAAAGGGAAAACACGGAAGGCGGUUUGUUCCUGACAUUGAAGACUUUAUUUCAGAUUCAGGGUUGAAAAGCUGGUAUGCAGUUCUCAGAGGGUUUCAGAAACUGAAGUCGUUAAAUGCAAGGAAACCAUCAGAAAUAUUCACAACACAAAACUUGUAAUUCGUUGACUGAUGUAUGAUUUUUGUAUACUGUUUAUGC
Paramisgurnus dabryanus is the source of this 547-nucleotide messenger RNA. RefSeq names its product spexin prohormone 2-like. NCBI's taxonomy places the organism in Eukaryota, Metazoa, Chordata, Actinopteri, Cypriniformes, Cobitidae. Gene Ontology annotation, molecular function: neuropeptide hormone activity. The record is from RefSeq and is a predicted model, not a curated record.